UGAACGGAGGGCCGACGGCGCGCAGGGAGGCGACGCGUCAGGCUGGCAGCGCAGAGGAUCUGGAUCAGUGUGUCGCAGCGUCCCGCGAUCAAAACACCUCCCUCCUCCGCUAACAGACGGCCGUCCAUCCCGGUGACAGCGUGUGGAAAUGCUUCGGAUAGCAGCCUCUGAGUCUGGUGAGUGAGGGGUUGUUCCUCCCAGGUUUGGUUUGAGCUCCACCAUGGCGGGGGACCUCUUUAGCCCGCCGUCCCCGCUGGGGGAUUCCCUGCUGGACAGCCCCCUGUGCGGCGACCUGAUGGACGAUCUUCGUGACAUCUCCCAGUCCAUAGGAGACGACACGCUGGGAUUUGAUUUCCCUGAGUACCAGAGCACUGGCUCGGGGUCUGACAGCUCCAUCGCGCUGGACACGUUGACCCCAGCCUCCAGUCCGUCGUCGGGGGUGGGUGGUGCAGCACCAGACCCAGAGGAGAGCUUCACCCCCCUCAGCCUGGAGUGCCGGGUGUGCUCAGACAAGGCCUCUGGCUUCCACUACGGCGUGCAUGCCUGUGAGGGCUGCAAGGGGUUCUUCAGGAGGACCAUCAGGCUGAAGCUGGAGUACGACAAGUGUGAACGUCACUGCAAAAUCCAAAAGAAGAACCGCAACAAGUGCCAGUACUGCCGAUUCCACAAGUGCCUCUCUGUGGGCAUGUCCCACAACGCCAUCCGGUUUGGUCGGAUGCCUCAGGCGGAGAAGCUAAAGCUAAAAGCAGAAAGCAAGAUGGUGGAGAAGGAGAAAGCGAGCCCCAUGUUGGCCGACAACAAGAUUCUGGUCAGGCAGAUCCACGAGGCCUACAUGAAGAACUUCAACAUGAACAAGGCGAAAGCUCGGCUCAUACUCACCGGAAAGACCAGCAAGCCGCAGCCUUUCAUCAUUCACGACAUGGAGACGUUCCAGCUGGCAGAGCGGACGCUAGCGGCCCAUAUGAUAAUCAGCGACUAUCUGGAGCCCGAGAGCGGCCUUCAAGCUGGGGAGGUGGUUCCGGCUGUGGCGUGUGGGGAGCUCCAGCAGCGGGAGGCUGAAGCCAGGCUCUUCCACUGCUGCCAGAGUACCUCGGUGGAGACGGUCACAGAGCUGACGGAGUUCGCCAAGGCGGUGCCGGGCUUCCAGAGCCUGGAUCUGAAUGAUCAGGUGACUCUCUUGAAGUACGGAGUGUAUGAAGCCCUCUUCACCCUCCUGGCCUCCUGCAUGAACAAAGACGGCCUCCUGGUGGCCCGCGGUGGAGGCUUCAUCACCCGAGAGUUCCUCAAGAGCCUCCGGCGGCCAUUUAGCGACAUGAUGGAGCCCAAAUUCCAGUUUGCCACUCGCUUCAACUCCCUGGAGCUGGACGACAGUGACCUGGCGCUGUUUGUGGCUGCCAUCAUCUGCUGUGGAGAUCGGCCAGGCCUGGUGGACGUGCCUCUGGUGGAGCAGCUGCAGGAAAGCAUCGUUCAGGCACUGCGGCUCCACCUGCUGGCCAACCACCCCGACGACAGCUUCCUCUUCCCCAGACUGCUGCAGAAACUGGCUGACCUCCGGGAGCUGGUCACCGAGCAUGCUCAGCUGGUGCAGGAAAUCAAGACAACGGAGGACACCUCGCUGCACCCGCUCCUGCAAGAGAUAUACAGGGACAUGUACUGAGAAGAUAGGACACGGUCCUGAGCAGGGGACAUGUAUUAAAAUAUUAAUGUAUGCCACUGAAACCUUACUGAGAGUAUCAUGCAUAUCGAUGUACUGUUCGUAGCUUGUUGUGCAGCUUUGUGGAUGCACGCUGUUGUGAUGUGCAGAGCUUGCAUUGAGAUUGUGUGACUUUCUACUGGAACAAAACAAGUGAAAUGGGGGGAAAGGCAGCUCUUGUAGGUGGCGUGACUGCCUCCAUUAAAAGGGGGACACAGUGGGGAACAGACUUUUAGAUCUUACGCCUUACAUGUGUAGAGAUAUUGAAUUUAGCUGCUAAGAAUUGGCUCCUGGGUGCCAGCUUUAACUCUACAGACACAAAUACUAAACAAAAGCACAUUAGGAUGACUGCUAUGAAAAUGUGCAUAGCAUUAAAAAUGGGCCUACAUGUAUUGAAGUACAUGACCACGGCAGUCAUGCAUGCACUGAUGCUAAAUGUUCAUUUUUUUCUGUGAGCAGCGAGUUCAACAGGUGUCUCAGAAAGCAGAUCAGUUAGAGAAGUAAUAACAUUUUUAACCUUUGAGGAAAUGUUGGUGGUGCAAAAGGCGCUACAACUCAAUACCAGACACGUCUCUAAUAUUUGGGAUAUUUGGUGCAUAUGAUAUGUUAUUUCAAAAGUUAUUUGGAUUCGGUUAAUGCCAUUCUCAUGUCGUUCUAUUGUGUGCUAGUGCCUUAUGGAUCGUUUUGAUGUAAGUAGUUGAAGAAACGCCUGCAUCAGUAUUCACCAAGUGCCAUAAUGUCUCGGUGCCUGAGCUCAUGUUACCUCUCGUUCAACCACACCUCGUGCCUUCAGCAGAGUAGCUUUUUUUUUUAACCAUGUGUAACUAUUUAGUGCUGGACCAGGGAAUGUUCUCACAUAUUAAAACAUAAAUCAGGAACGAUAGUGCAUUUCAAGUGGGCAGUGAACUAAAAGGAGCCUUACUUCGACUAGAAAAUACUAUAAUUUCACGUGUUAAGUAUUUAUUUUAAUCCUCCAUCGUAGCUCACCUCACCUACUUUCUCAAAAUGUAUCGUACAAAUCCUGCCAUCAGGACAUUCUGUUUUCAGGAUACGACUGCAUCGGCCAGUAUUGAAUAUUUUGACCACAAACACAAUAAUCUGUUAAGGUGGUUUAGGUUAUAUUUUGUAAAUCCAACAAGAAUGUGGUGAGCGCUGUGAAAGGGAUGUGUGUAUGUGCAGACAGUAAAUCAGGCCUCAGAAAAGAGGAGCUGAAUGCUGAAUUUGCUGCAAUGAGAUUUCACCUCCCAAUGCAGUGUCAUUGUUGUCAUUCUGCAACUGUUAAUAUUUUUUAUCAUGCUCAGUGCAGUGUACAGUAAAAAAAAAAAAAAAGAAGCUUUUGCUGUUUCAAUAAAAAGAAUCAUGUCAUGAGGUAGUCUAAAAUAAACUAAUAUAUUUAACUGAGUUUUGUAAUGCCUUGACUUACUGUCGAUUAAUGCCAAUAUUUUCUGUUCAAAUAAAUGAGCUCACAGGCCAUUUUCACUGCAGACAUUUUGAGCUGUCAUAGCAGGAAAUGCAAAACAGGUGGAACCAAUAAUGUUAAUGAUAGCUUUGGUUCAUUAAGUGUCCUAG
Messenger RNA from Chelmon rostratus (copperband butterflyfish), 3262 nucleotides. RefSeq names its product peroxisome proliferator-activated receptor alpha-like. Gene Ontology annotation, biological process: cell differentiation; regulation of lipid metabolic process; negative regulation of transcription by RNA polymerase II. Lineage: Eukaryota; Metazoa; Chordata; Actinopteri; Chaetodontiformes; Chaetodontidae. The transcript has 8 exons. The coding region runs from base 221 to 1657 and encodes 478 amino acids. The record is from RefSeq and is a predicted model, not a curated record. Gene Ontology annotation, cellular component: nucleus. Gene Ontology annotation, molecular function: RNA polymerase II cis-regulatory region sequence-specific DNA binding; nuclear receptor activity; zinc ion binding.